Molecule: messenger RNA, 726 nt
Organism: Austrofundulus limnaeus
Lineage: Eukaryota; Metazoa; Chordata; Actinopteri; Cyprinodontiformes; Rivulidae
Product: C-C motif chemokine 20
Exons: 4
Coding region: 39-398 (119 amino acids)
Biological process (GO): immune response
Cellular component (GO): extracellular region
Molecular function (GO): chemokine activity
Source: RefSeq, a predicted model, not a curated record
GCCUCACACCAUCACACAGAGAAAACAGCUGAAGGAGAAUGGCAAGCAGCAAAGUUUGUCUGGUGGCAGCUCUGAGCUGCUUCAUCUUUMUUACUGUCUUUAUCAGCAGCACAGAGUCAGCAAGGUGUUGCUUGGGUUACUCAAGACGCCAACCUAACCCAAAAAGGAUUUUGGGCUACCACGUUCAGACCAUCACCGGAUCCUGCGACAUCAGCGCCAUUGUCUUCCACCUUCGAGGCGGCUUUGUGUGUGCUGACCCUUCAGUACGUUGGACCCAGAAAACAGUGAGGUUUCUCAAGGAGAGGAAACGGAAUGCCCAACGGAUCCUGAGUAAAAGACACUCAAACGUCGCCAACMAAACACUGCAGAACAGCUCAGACCUACGAGCUGGAGUCUAAUCUGCCACUGAAAACCAGAGAAGUUUCACAUUAAAACUUCUCAUUCUGUGGCACAUAUCAUAUAUACCAUAUGUUUAAUGUGGCCUUUCUCUAUGUUUUAUUCUGUUUCAUAAACAGUGCAAUGUAGUGUUUUAUUACACAAUGAGCUGUCCCUAAUAAUGUUUAAAAUAGAUUAAAAUUAUUUUUAAAGAACUAUCGAAUGCCUUUUUUGUAUGCUGAUGUUUACCUGCUGAUAUUUCUGUUUUAAAAGCUAUUCAAAAAACAUGCUGUAUUUAAUAUGAAGGUUGAAGGUAUUGUAAAUAACAAAUAAUUGCCAAUAAAUUUACUA